AUGAAGAAGCUCCACUGGUUGGUGCGGUUCCUGUUCGGGCCGGUGCCGGUCUACUUCUCGGCGCUGGCCAUCCUCAUCGUGCUCACCAACGCGCAGUACUUCGGGCUGGUGGGCGUCGGCGUGGCGCCGCGCGCCGCGAAGCUGGCCUCCUCCACGCCCGUGGUCAGCGUCAUGAAGUACUGCGACAUCUUCCGCGGGGAGUGGGUGCCGGACGCGGAGGCGCCCUACUACAACCACAAGACGUGCCACAUGAUCCAGGAGCACCAGAACUGCCUCAAGUACGGGCGCCCCGACCUGGGGUUCCUCAGGUGGCGGUGGCGGCCCUCCGGGUGCGAACUGCCGCGCUUCGACCCGCUGCAGUUCCUGCAGUUCGUCCGCGGAAAGUCGCUGGCCUUCGUCGGGGACUCGCUGGCGCGGAACCACAUGCAGUCGCUGCUCUGCCUCCUCUCCCAGGUGGCGUAUCCCAAGGACCUGUCGGCGAACCCGUCGGACCAGAACAAGGUGUACCACUACCGGGCGUACAACUUCACCAUCAGCAUGUUCUGGUCGCCGUUCCUGGUGCGCGCCCGGGAGCCCGACCACGACGGCCCCGCGCACACGGGCCACUGGAGCCUCUACCUGGACGAGGCCGACGACAAGUGGGUGUCGCAGAUCUCCCGCUUCGAUUACGUGCUGGUGUCGGCGGCCAACUGGUUCUCCCGCCCGUCCCUCUUCUACGAGAAGCGGCGCCUCAUCGGGUGCAGCUUCUGCAGCCGGCAGUACGGCGUCCCGGACCUGACGCUCUACUACUCGCAGCGCCGCGCGUGGCGCGUGGCGCUGCGCGCCAUCAACGAGCUGGAGCACCUCCGCGGGCGCGUCAUCGUGCGCAUGCUCUCCCCGAUGUCGCACUUCGAGAACGGCACGUGGGACCACGGCGGCAACUGCAGGCGCACGCAGCCGCUGCGGGCGAACCAGACCACCAUGGAGGGCCGCGACCUGCACUUCUACACCGCGCAGAUGGAGGAGUUCCGCGCGGCGGAGAAGGCCGCCAGCGAGAAGAGGAGGCGGCUGAUGCUCAUGGACGCCACGGCGGCGAUGCUGAUGCGGCCCGACGGCCACCCCAGCCGGUACGGGCACUGGCCCAACGAGAAGGUGCAGCUCUACAACGACUGCAUCCACUGGUGCCUCCCGGGACCCAUCGACAUCUGGAACGACAUGCUCUUCCAGAUGCUCCUCGCCUAG
Molecule: messenger RNA, 1221 nt
Organism: Miscanthus lutarioriparius
Lineage: Eukaryota; Viridiplantae; Streptophyta; Magnoliopsida; Poales; Poaceae
Source: the annotation of a GenBank genome assembly